Messenger RNA from Ectocarpus siliculosus, 1532 nucleotides. Lineage: Eukaryota; Phaeophyceae; Ectocarpales; Ectocarpaceae. The record is from the annotation of a GenBank genome assembly.
UCCACACAAAGCAUACAGGCACGCCAACAGGAGCAACUGCUGCAAACUUCUCGAGCCAUGUCUACCAAAGCAGGAGCCAAGAUCUUCAAGACCAAGUGCUCGCAGUGCCACACUGUUGAGAAGGACGCCGGCCACAAGCAGGGCCCCAACCUGAACGGCUUGUUCGGGCGCACGGCGGGCACCGUGGACGGCUACUCGUACUCCACCGCCAACAAGACGUCUGGCGUGCUCUGGGACGAGAGCUCCCUGUUCGACUACUUGCUCGCGCCGAAGAAGUACAUCAAGGGGACCAAGAUGGUGUUCGCGGGCAUCAAGAAGCCGGCAGAGCGAAAGGAGCUCAUUGCGUACCUGAAGGAGGCAACGGCACCGUGAUGAUGGUAUUUGUUUUUUGCUCUGCUGUCGUGUGUAUGUGUCGUGGUGUCGUGGACCUUUUUCUACAAGUCGUAGAACGAUGAUGAUGUGGUAGGCUUUUUGGAACGAAAAAAUUGUGUCGUUUUGGGGGGUCCCAGGUAAUAGUGGGGAAGGGGGUGGUAGUCAACAGAAUGGGCAGGGGUGCGUGGAGGCCAGCAGCAAGAGAGGCUGGUGUAGAUGGGGGUAGCUGGAGUAAUCAGCUGGGCGGGCGGGAGGAGGGGGUGAACUCCGCCGUUGGCUGUACAUUACGGCCAGACGAGACCUCUCUCUCAUCGAAAAUCACAAUCAGUUACAUAUGGUAACAUAAAAGAGAGACCACCCAAGAAUACACAGCGGUCGGGCACGUAAAACAGGGUCUAGAGACAGGAGCAGGGGGGCGGAGGUCGCAGCAGGAGUUGGAUAAGUCGGAGUGCGUGCGGCAGCUGUUUUUUUUCGCGAUUGUUGUUCUCGUGGCGGCUGGCAGUUGACGACAGGCAGCAGUUGCAUAAAAGUUUUGCUUCAAAUGAGAGCCUACAAAUUUUCCGUCUCUCGGAAUCGUGUGGAUUCGUGUGCGCUCGUUACGCAGUGCUUGUAUUUUCUUGCCCUGCCGUCGUCACACACCACCUCUUGCCAAGAGCUUUUGUUGUUCAAUUUUGACUAGAAUGGGGAGGGGAACCUGGUGUACGUUGUACUGUAGGACACAGGAGAAACCCAACGUUUCCAUUGUGUAGGCGAGCAAGAGCGUCCUCUUUCGGUAGCGAGCAGCACGUUGCUGCCAAGUAAUUGGGCGCCGGACGGAUCCCCCCCCCCCCCCUCUCCACCUGCCAUACACCCCUUUGAUCCCUCCGAGUUGCGUGCCGGAGAUGUGUAAUCGUAGUACAUUUUUAGCGCUUUUUUUUAUUCGCGUAGGAACCCGAAUUUCCCGUGUCCAAGCAGCAGCCGAGAGCGGAAGGCGCGACAUUGGGGCGUGGGUGCAGAAUGAUGCUUACGAACUACAUGUGCUGUCUUUUUGAGUGUCGCUGAUCUCUGUGUCGGAGUUGGCAGCAGGAUGUCUGGUCGGGUGGUUGUUUCCAGCUUUUGUUUGUCACGUGUCGAUGGCUCGUGCGUCAUCGGCAACCUUUGAGGUCCGGUGGUUUUGCCUG